Sus scrofa (pig) is the source of this 5715-nucleotide messenger RNA. The record is from RefSeq and is a predicted model, not a curated record. Lineage: Eukaryota; Metazoa; Chordata; Mammalia; Artiodactyla; Suidae.
UCAGUUGCUAGGUUGUUACCCUUUCCGGAAGUGGUUGUUGGCCGCUGCAAGGCAACACCCCGGCGUCCCUGGAAGCGGGGAGCCGGGGUGGUGCUGGGGAAGCUGUUCGGAGCCGGGAGCCAGCGUCCAGGGUCUCCCGGGGUGGGGGCCAGGUGUUGAAGCCCACACCAGUCAUGGCUGGAAGACCCAUUCGCAUAGGAGACCAGCUGGUUCUGGAGGAAGAUUAUGAUGAGACCUACAUCCCCAGUGAGCAAGAAAUUCUCGAAUUUGCCAGAGAGAUUGGUAUUGAUCCUGUAAAGGAACCAGAGCUGAUGUGGCUGGCGCGGGAGGGCAUUGUGGCCCCACUGCCUGAAGAGUGGAAACCAUGCCAGGACAUCACAGGUGAUAUUUACUAUUUCAACUUCGCCAAUGGACAGUCCAUGUGGGACCAUCCCUGUGAUGAGCACUAUCGGAACUUGGUGAUCCAAGAGCGGGGGAAGCUGUCAGCUCCUGGUGCCGUUAAGAAGAAAGAAAAGAAAAAGAAAAAGGAAAAGAAAGACAAGAAGGACAAAGAGAGCUCCAAGAGUCCCCAGGCCCUGAGCUCCUUGUUAGCCCCUGUCCACGUUCCCCUUGGGGGCCUGGCCCCGUUACGAGGCCUGGUCGAUGCCCCGCCCUCUGCUCUGCGUGGAUCUCAAAGUGUGAGCCUGGGGAACUCGGUGGAGUCCAGUCAGCUUGGAGAACUCUUUCGGCCGUCACAGGGUCUCAAGGCUUCUGCUCUUGAGAGAAAUGGUCUCUUGGGCUCCAUCCAUGAGGACAAGAAUGCUCUCGGCCUCUUGGCUUUAGGGGAGGAGACCAACGAGGAGGACGAGGCGGAGAGUGACACCAGUGUCUGCAGCUCAAGUGAGCUUCUUAAGAACCUGCACCUGGACAUCAGGGCACUGGGGGGUGACUUUGAGUGUGAGGAAUCUCCAAGAACAAGCCAGCCAGAGGAGAAAAAGGACGUUUCUCUUGAUUCAGAUGCUGCCGGCCCCCCGACUCCUGACAAGGUCUUUAGCCAAGGUGCAGACGACAGCCUGAGCAGUGCCGAUGGCAAAGGGCGACGUGGAAGAGGGGCACGUUGGCUCCCAGAAAAAGAAAAGAAUGAGAAGGAUGAUCCUGGGAUGUCCAGGGAUGUGGCGGACCUGGGGGUGUACCCUGGCGGUGAUUGGCCUGCCGGAGCCAGCAGAAAGGAGGCACCAGAGGACCUGGUGGAGGCAGGAGAGAAGGGCUCUAGGAAGGAGGCAGCAAAGGGGCCAGAGAAGAAGGCUUCUGUCCCGAAAGAGAGCAGAUCAGAUGUGAGUGAAGAGUCGGAGAUUAGUGAACAUAUGAAGGAACUGAAGCUCUCAGACUCCACUGCUUCUGACCCCAAGUCCUUCCAUGGCCUGGCGCAGAGGUUGGGAAGAGGAGACAAGGAUGCCAGCCAGUCCAGCCAAGAGGAGCUGCAGAGCAAGCAGUCCAGAGGCUCAGAGAGGUUAUCUCCUCCUCUUCUGUGCGGGGAGCGGCUCCAGAGCCCCCUUCUUAGCCAGGCCACUGACGAAGGGCCUCUACAGGCCCCAGAGGGGCAGCCCGAGUGGAAGGGGGCAGAGGAGCCUGGGGAGGGCUCUGCGGGCAGCCCCACCCCGCCUCUUUCCCUGCCAAGGGAGGAGAUCCUAAGCCCACCUGUCGCCCAUGAGAGGGGUGAGGAGCAGCGCUCCCAGGCCGAGGGGCCGGGCCCUGGGCAGGAAGAGGCCAAGGAGCCCGAGGAGAAGGUGGUGGUCAGCCCCACCCCGCCAGUGUCUCCAGAGGUAGAGAAGAGGGCAUGCCAUGCUACGCAGGGCCACAUGGGGAAGGACUGGGAUUGGUCAGGAGGCGGAGGAGACGAGGAGGAAGAGCAUGACCCCGAGGCUUUAUUGGGGUUUUCUUGGGAAGCAGUGGGCAAGGCAGGGCGAUCUGCAGCCCCCCUGGAGCAGCACCCCAAGGUCUCCCUGAAGGCCAUGGAAGAGGCAGUGGCCCAGGAACUCGAGCAAGAUCAGAGGCAGCUCCUGGAGUCAAAGCAAGAGAAGAUGCUGCAGCUGCGGGAGAAGCUAUGGCAGGAGGAGGAGGAGGAGGCCCUCCAGCUUCGCCAGCAGAAAGAGAAGGCACUCAGCUCCCUGAAGGAGCAGCUGCAGAGGGCCACUGAGGAAGAGGAGACGCGCAUGAGAGAGCAGCAAAGCCAGAAGCUGUCCCAGCUUCGGGCCCAAGUGCAGUCCAGUGCAGAAGCCGAUGAGGACAAAAUUAGGGCCGAGCACGAGGCUUCCCUGCAGAGGCUGAGAGAAGAGUUGGAGUCUCUACAGAAAGCAGAGAGGGCCAGCUUGGAGAAGAGAAACAGGCAGACGCUGGAGAAGCUCAGGGAGGAGCUGGAGGCUUCAGAGAAGAGAGAACAGGCCGCCAUGAAUGCGGAGAAGGAGCGGGCCUUGCGGCAGCUGAGACAGCAACUGGAAGGGGAGAGGAAAGAAGCGUUGGCGGCGCUGGAGAGGGAGCACAGGGAGGAGCUGGAGCGGCUCUCCGCCUCGCUGGAGGCCAAGCACGGAGAGGUGGUCUCCAGCCUCCAGAAGAAGAUGGAAGAAGCUCAGCAGAAAGAGAAGGCCCAGCUGCAGGAGAACUGGGGCCGGGCGGAGCAGAGAGCUCAUCGGAAGGCUCACCAGGUGCUUGAGUAUGAGCAAGAGCUCAGUGACCUCCUGAGAGAGAAACGCCAGAAGGUGGAGAAGGAGCAUGAGAGGAGGAUGGACAAGAUGAAGGAGGAGCACCAGCAAGUGGUGGCUGAGGCCAGAGAGCAGUACGAAGCUGAGGAGAGGAAGCAGCGGGCUGAACUCCUGGGGCACCUGACAGGAGAGCUGGAGCGCCUGCGCAGGGCCCAUGAGCGGGAGCUGGAGAUAGUGCGCCAGGAGCAGGACCGGCAGCUCGAGGACCUGCGGCGAAGGCACCGGGAACAGGAAAGGAAACUCCAAGAUUUAGAGGUGGAACUUGAAACCAGAACCAAGGACGUCAAGGCCAGAUUGGCUCAGCUGGAUGUUCAGGAGGCAUCCGCCCGAAAGGAGAAGCAGCAGCUCCUCGAUGUGCAGAGGCAGGUUGCACUGGAGAGUGAGGAAGCCACAGCCACCCAUCAGCACCUGGAGGAGGCAAAGAGGGAACACACCCAUCUGUUCGAGUCAAACCGGCAGCUCCGAAAAAUUCUCGAUGAGCUUCAGGCCCGCAAGUUGGACCUGGAGUCCCAGGUGGAUCGGCUGCAGAAGCACGUCAGCCACCUGGAGGCCCAAGUUCAGAGGAAGCAGGACUUGUUGAAGGAGCUGGCCUUAGAGGAGAGUAAUGCUUCCCCACAGUUGGAGCCCGACCUCCGCAUUGAGGACCUGAGGAAAUCCCUUGGGCCGAACCAGACUAAAGCGUUAUCCUCUUCCUUCUGCCAGAGCAAAGAGACCAGCUUGUCCUUGGACAGCUUCCAGCACUACCUCUCUGCCGAGGGGCUGGCCCUCCGCAGCGCCAAGGAGUUCCUGGUGCGGCAGACGCGCUCCAUGCGGAGGCGGCAGACGGCUCUGAAGGCCGCACAGCAGCACUGGCACCAUGAGCUGGCCAGUGCUCAGGAGGCAGCCAAAGACCCGGCAGGCACCAUGGCCCUGGAGGAGGAGACCAGGCACCUGGAUGAGAUGAGGUCGGCCGUGCGGAAGGGCCAUGACCUGCUGAAGAAGAAGGAGGAGAAGCUGCAUCAGCUGGAGUCGUCUCUCCGGGAGGAGGAUGCAGAUGAGGACAUGCUGAGAGGAACCCCCGCCAAGAAGGUGGUAACCUUUGACCUCAGCGACCUGGAAGACGGGAGCAGUGAGAGUUCCGAAUCUUGCUCCCUGCCUGGCCCCGGCCUGACCCCGCGUCCCACCCUCCCUAACAAGAUCCACUACCUGAGCAGCUCCCUGCAGCAGAUCAGCAGCCAGCUCAAUGGUGUCCUCAGUGUGCUGGGCAGCCUCGACCCCGAGUCGCCACUGCCUGUGCCACUCUCAGCCCAGGCCUCCAGGGGCACCUCCGUCCCCUCCUCCCCCUCCCUGGCCCAGGUCUCAGCCUCGCCCCUGGCUCCACCCACGCCCACCCAAUGGGCCUGGGACCCGGGGCUGGGCCCCAGGCUCUCCUGCUCCGUGGCUCAGUCUGUGGACGACUUCUUGGUGGAGAAGUGGCGCAAGUAUUUUCCGACUGGCAUCCCCUCCCUCAGCACCGGCCCCGCCCACCUGGAGAACAGGCUGGGGUAUGUGUCUGCCAGUGAGCAGCUCCGCCUCCUGCAGCGCCCCCACUCCCAAGUCCCCAACCUGGGCAGCACCAACUUCCAGCACAUGCUUGAGGCUAACCGAAAGUGGCUAGAACAUUACAAGGAAGACCCCAAGUUACAUCUCUUCUCCUCAGUGCCCAGGCCGACAGCUGGUUCCAGCCUCCUGCAGCUGGGCCUGGAUGAGAACAGACUGAAGGUGUAUCGCUACUGAGGCCCUAUGCCGCCGGCAGGCAGCCUGGCCUCUCCUGCACCCAGACCACGUGCUCGAGGCACUGCCUGCACUUUAUUCCCUCUGAAAAGCAUCCUCCUGUCCCCCGCUUUGCUGCUCAUCUCACUCAGAAUGUAGAGGAACGACAGGGGCCCGGGAAAAAGGGACGGCAUGACUGGAAUCAGCUGCCCCCGAGACCAUGUAGCAUAGCUCGGGCUGCCCCGGGGACUUUGUGAACUCCUGGCAACUCGGACCUGCGGUGGGGGGACGGGGCGCUUUUAGGAGGCAGCGGCAGCGGCACCAGAGGAGCUGCCUACCGAGGCCGGGGGACUCCCUCGGGAGCAGUGUUGGGCUCUUGGACUUGCAGGGCCUGCUCAGGACUCUCAAGGUCAAGUGGGACCUUGGGUGUGAUCCUUAAUUCGCCAGAACAGAGGCCCCCAGCUGGAGGACCAGGCCCUCUCUUUUCAGUACCUCAGCAUUUUUCUUUUUCUAAUGUCCCCUUCCUUGAGCGCUCUGUCUCUCCUAUCUCAGGAUCGGGCCCAGAGUUCUGCGGGAGGUUGCUGGAGGCAGGCCAGGAAGUCUUGCCACCUGUCUGCUGGCCCUGGGCUGUCCUCAGGGGCACUCCCUCCCCUGCUAGAUUCUCAGGGCUCAAGCACCCAACUCUCAGGAAGCCAACAAGCCGUAGGAAGACUGGGACAGCCUCUAGUUCCCUUCUUGGCCCACCUUGGGGGUGUUCUUGGGUUGUUUCCAUGGAUCUUUGCUACCCCCACCCCAUCCCCCUGCCACCCCUUCUUGGAACCUGUUCUGAAGGAGGUGAGGGACUGGGCCUGGCUUGGCGGGACGGGAUCUUGUGCCAGUUGGAGCCAUUCUGGCACAGCACCCUGCCGUCCCACUUCCCAUCACCAGGCUCCUGAGGGGACUUGCAGGGGAUGUCCAAUAUCUAUCCCAUUGUUUAAAUAAAAUGCCCCCAUUUUUCUUGUCUUGAAAGCUGUGGGCUUGCCCCUGCCUCUUCAGUGCAUAGAAGCCACCUCUCCAGCAGCCCUUGUUUCUUUGCCAUGGAUCCAGUUGGCUUGUUUACCCCUCAGAUACUUUUUUGAUGUCAGUCCACCACAUAGAAGGUCCGUUUUGUUAUUUGGUUCAUCCUAAUGUGUUACAACCGACUCUGGUGACAAUCCUGUGUUUUCUACAUCGAUUAAAUCUCUGCAGGUCCAUUUGCUACAAGGCA